AUGAGCCACAGGUUUAGUUCUCAGUCUGCCUUUAGCUCCAGGAGCAGGAGGGCCUAUAGCAGCAGGUCCUCCUCAGGCUUUGGUGGUGGGAGACAGGCUGUGGGGUCUGUGUCACGGGGGAGGUGUGGUGGUGGUGGUUAUGGAGGGGGCUUUAGCUCCAGGAGUCUCUACAGUCUGGGUGGUAGUAAAAGCAUCUUUGGGAGCCUAGUGGGGAGAAGUGCCAGUGGUUUCUGUCUAGGUGGAGGAGCAGGAGGAUUUGGAGGAGGAAGAAGCUUUGGAGGUGGUGGCUUUGGAGGUGGUGGCUUUGGAAGUGGUGGCAGAUUUGGAGGUGGCUUUGGGGGUGCUGGAUUUGGUGCUAGCAAUUUUGGGCUUGGGGGCUUCGGUCCUUCUUAUCCUUCUGGGGGUAUCCAUGAGGUGACUAUUAACCAGAGCCUCCUGGAGCCCCUACACUUGGAGGUGGACCCUGAAAUUCAGAGGGUGAAGACCCAGGAGCGUGAACAGAUCAAGACCCUCAACAACAAGUUUGCCUCCUUCAUCGACAAGGUGCGCUUCCUGGAGCAGCAGAACCAGGUGCUACAGACAAAAUGGGAGCUGCUGCAGCAGGUGAACACCUCCACUCGAACCAGCAGCCUGGAGCCUGUCUUUGAGAGUUACAUCAGUCAGCUGCAGAGGCAGGUGGAUAUUCUGACCUCCGAGCGGUCGCGCCAAAACUUGGAGAUCAGGAGCAUGCAAGAUGUUGUGGAGGACUACAAGAGCAAGUAUGAGGAUGAAAUCAACAAGAGGACGAAUGCUGAGAAUGACUUUGUUGUUAUGAAGAAGGAUGUGGAUGCUGCUUUCAUGGGCAAAUCAGACCUGCAGUCCAAAGUGGACACGCUGUACGGGGAGGUCAACUUCCUGAAAUAUCUAUUUGAUACGGAAUUGUCCCAGAUGCAGACCCACAUCAGUGACACCAAUGUCAUCUUGUCGAUGGACAAUAACCGCUCCCUGGACUUGGACAGCAUCAUUGAUGCAGUGCGUGUCCAAUACGAACUGAUUGCACAGAAGAGCAAGGACGAGGCCGAGGCACUGUACCAGACCAAGUACCAGGAGCUGCAGAUCACCGCCGGGAAACAUGGAGAUGACCUGAAGAACAGCAAGAUGGAGAUUGCAGAGCUCAACCGCAACAUCCAGAGGCUGCAGGCAGAGAUCGCCAGCGUCAAGAAGCAGAUUGAACAAAUGCAUGGAUCCAUUUCUGAUGCAGAGGAGAGAGGAGAAAGGGCUCUCCAGGAUGCAAAGCAGAAGCUACAAGACAUGGACGAGGCCCUGCAGCAGUCUAAGGAGGAGCUGGCCAGACUGCUGAGAGACUACCAGGCAAUGUUGGGGGCCAAGCUGUCCUUGGAUGUGGAGAUAGCCACCUACCGCAAGCUGCUGGAGGGCGAGGAGAGCAGGAUGUCAGGGGAACUGCAGAGUCAAGUGAGCAUCUCUGUGCACAGUAGUCAGGUGACUAUAGUGCAGACCUCCACCCACAGCUCGCGCAGGCGCGUGGUGGAGUAG
This is a messenger RNA of Cricetulus griseus (Chinese hamster), 1533 nucleotides long. The record is from RefSeq and is a predicted model, not a curated record. Lineage: Eukaryota; Metazoa; Chordata; Mammalia; Rodentia; Cricetidae.